Aphidius gifuensis is the source of this 2807-nucleotide messenger RNA. Its product is annotated as probable helicase senataxin. Gene Ontology annotation, biological process: termination of RNA polymerase II transcription. Gene Ontology annotation, cellular component: nuclear body. NCBI's taxonomy places the organism in Eukaryota, Metazoa, Arthropoda, Insecta, Hymenoptera, Braconidae. Bases 174 to 2795 code for a protein of 873 amino acids. The record is from RefSeq and is a predicted model, not a curated record. The transcript is spliced from 5 exons. Gene Ontology annotation, molecular function: helicase activity; transcription termination site sequence-specific DNA binding; ATP hydrolysis activity.
GUUCUUUUGUUUUAUCAAGCUUGUGUUACCACUAGAAACCAGUCCAGCAAAUAAUAUUAUUUUAUGCGUGUAAUAAAAUUAUUGAACUGAUAAAAACAAUUGAAAACACAUGAAUUGUGUAUAAUUAUAAAACAAAUAACGUUCAUCAUCAUAAGUAAAAUUAAAAAAUUGUAAUGCAAAAUUAUCAUCAAAAAAUGAAUUCCAGGCGACGUACUUCCAGGGACACCUCAGCGAGUUAUAGAAUGAUGAUUUUUCCUUGUCGUACAAUGGAUUUAUGGACUUUUGAAUUUUUUUACACAAUAUUUCAAUGGGAAACUGACUGGUUUGAUAAUCCAAAAAAUCAUUUAACCAGUGAAAAAUCAUUGAGAGAAAUUCUUGGUGAUAAUUGUCCUCUUGAUUUGAAUUCUACGUUAUUGUGUUAUAACAGCACAAAAGAUUAUUAUGAAACGAUGAAGCCUUUGAUGAUGCAUGAAUUUUUUCAUGGUUUGUUGAAAGAUACUGAUGACGAAGAUGAUCCUGGUGAUAAUAAAAAUUCAAAUAGAGCAAAAUCAAUCAUCGGCAGUAUUGAGAGCAUCCAAGAAACAUCUGGAGAUUGUUCUUCAACUAAAAAACUGAUAGUAAUUAGAAUGAAAAUAUCUUACGAUUAUGAUAAAUGGAGAGAUCCAACAAAACCACCACCUGACACUCCGCAACGUGGUGAUUUAGUCCAUGUAAUCUACAAUGGCAGAAGAAAAGUAUUUGGAUACAUUGAUGACAUGGAUUGGAAACAUCAAGAUUGUACUUUAACAACAAGACAAAUAAAUACUAAUCAUUUAAAUAGAAAUUUAAAAUUAAAAACUGUUAAAUCAAUUCAACAAGAUUUACGUAAAUUACGUGCUCUUCAAGAGCUACCAGAAUCAUCAUUAUUUAAUGCAAUAAUGAAACCAAAUGAAUUGGAUUAUACAAUUAAAAAAGCUGGCAUUGAAACCAUAUCACGUUUAAAAUCAAAACAAAAAAAACUAAAUGACAUGCAAUUGAAAAUUGUUGCUGAUGUUGUCGAAACAGCUGAUGAUCCAGAUCCAAAAAUAUGUUGUAUUCAAGGACCACCUGGUACUGGUAAAACAACAGCAAUUAUUUCCAUGAUUACUAAAUUACUUGAGGAAAAUUCAAGACGUAAAAUUAUAUUGUGUGCACCAUCGAAUAAAGCAGCUGAUGGUGUUCUUUUAAAACUACUAGAAAUUAGAAAAUUGGGUUUUAAUAUUGUUAGAGUUGGACGUGAAGAAAAAAUGGAUCCAAAAGUUAAAGAAGUCAGUCUUGACUAUCUUGCGGAUCGAAUAAAAGGUUCCAGUGUUAGGGAACGUAUUCUUGAAGAUGCUCAUGUAAUAGUAUCAACAUUGACAAGUUGUUUUACUUAUUCAAUGGGAAAUGUUUUUGGUUAUUGUAGAAAAAAAAUUCCAAUUUGUAUUGUUGAUGAAGCUGGACAAUCAACUGAACUUGCAACAUUAAUUCCAUUGAUGCUUGGUGUUAAAACAUUGAUUCUGGUUGGUGAUCCACAACAACUACCACCGACAAUCAUUUCACCGUUGGCCAAAAGAAAAGGAAUGGAUAUAUCAUUAUUUUCACGAGCUCAAAAGUGUUUUCAAGAUACACCGACAAAUCCAAUUCAAAUGUUAAAUGUCCAAUAUCGAAUGAAUGAUCAAAUCGCAGCUUGGCCUAAUGAUAAUUUUUAUGAUGGUAAAAUUUCAAGCUGUGCCAAAAACGAUCCAAUGCCAUUAUGCCAUUAUAGAAUAUUAAAUCAUGAUUCACAUCAGGAAACUGUUAAAUUAUCAAACAAAUCAGAGUCGAGAUUAAUCAUUAAUUUAUUGAGUGUAAUUAUCAAUGAUAUUCCAGAGCUUAAACAAAAAAAAAAUAAACCUAGUAUCAGUGUUAUCACACCAUAUCGUGAUCAGAAGAAAAUUAUAACUGAUAUGUUAAAUUCAAGAUCUUCACAAAUAAAAAAGCUAAGAAAAAUUCAAUAUGAUGAAUUAAAUAAAUACGAUGAUCUUGAUAAAGAAAAAAUAGUAGAAAAUAUCAAAAAAAAUAAUUCACCAGUUAAAAAUAAUAAUGAUAUUAAAAAAGAUGAAAAUGUUGAUAAAAAUAAUUCAACUUUAAGAAAAAGUAAUGGCAAUGAUAAAAAUGUCAAGCAACGAAAUAAUAAAUCACUGAGAAGGAAUGGAAAAAAUAAUAAUAAUCCAACUGGAGGAAUAUUGAUUGUUGAAACUCCAGAAAAAAUUGCUGAGAGAUUAAAAAAAAAAAUAGACAGAAGUAAAGAUGAAAUUAAUAAUCGAGAAAAAAUUCUUCCACUUCGUGAAAAAAAUACAAAUUUAGCCAUGGAAAAUUUGUUGAUUAAGCUUGUAUUAAAUCCAACUGAAAAAAAUGAUGAAGAAGAAAAAUUAUUUACAGCUGAUGAGAUCUCAAAAAUCGAAAUAAUUUUUAAAAAAAUUGUUGACUUGUCUGAAUUGUAUGAUCAAUGGCGAAGUAUUGAAGUUAACACUGUAGAUGGUUUUCAAGGGAGAGAACAAGACAUUAUUAUAAUGUCAUGUGUACGAAGUAGAGGUAUUGGUUUUGUUGGUGAUCCAAAUAGAUUGAAUGUUAGUUUAACUAGAGCCAAGCACACAAUGAUUCUUUGUGGAAAUUUCGAAACAUUCAGAAAAAAUACCAUGUGGAAUGAUUUGCUCAUUGAUGCAGAAAAUCGUGGAGUUUAUGCCAACGUAAAUCAUGAUAUAAAACCAGACAAAUUAAAGGAUCUUAUUUUCGUUGAAGAAAGCAAUAAUUAAACAAUCAUACUC